This is a messenger RNA of Pocillopora damicornis (cauliflower coral), 1952 nucleotides long. RefSeq names its product retinol dehydrogenase 8. Lineage: Eukaryota; Metazoa; Cnidaria; Anthozoa; Scleractinia; Pocilloporidae. Gene Ontology annotation, molecular function: oxidoreductase activity. The record is from RefSeq and is a predicted model, not a curated record. Gene Ontology annotation, cellular component: cytosol.
AAUCCCAAAGGAUUUAUCACUUCCAAGUUUCUCUUCUACUAAUUGCUGCUUAAUCUAAUGAUACCAGGAUAUUUUAAUUUCUGGGCAAGUGAGCUAAUCUGAUUUUAUUUUUUAAUUUCUUUAAGGUAGAGAAGAUAAAGGAGUUAAAUCGAGUCGAGUCGAUCACGAUUCCACGUUAUUUAUUGGUAGCCGCGCUGUAAUCACAUAAAGAUUGGCUGGAUGGUUUCCAUUGUUUAUUCUUCCACAAAUUAGCAUAACUAAAAAAUACAACAAUAUCUAUCGAGUAGGCAAUCCAUCAACAGUUCAUCUGCGGACUCCGGUUUAAUCAGAUGUGACAGGUGGAGAAGACAACACUCCUUAUUACCUUUCAAAGCUUUCAAAACAACACUGCUGUGCCGCAGGUCAGGAAGCUGGACAAAUUUGAAGCAAUAUGGUUCGCCAAAUCGUUUUGAUUUCUGGCUGUUCCAGCGGCAUUGGACUCGCUACAGCUGUAUUUCUCGCCAAAGAUUCUGAGAAACGCUUUAAGGUCUACGCCACCAUGAGGAAUCUGUCGAAGAAAGGACAAUUGGUGGAAGAAGGAAAGGAAUCUCUUGAAGACACACUGGUUAUCAAAGAGAUGGACGUGAGCAGUGACGAAUCGGUGCAGAAAGCUGUGGAGGAAGUGUUAGACACUGAAGGGAGAAUUGAUGUACUAUUUAACAACGCUGGUAUUGGAGGUCUGUUUACUGCACUGGAAUGCACACCACUCGCCCUGGUCAAGGAGCUGUUUGAAGUGAAUUUCUUUGGCUCUGUGCGUUUGAUCCAAGCCGUGCUACCAGGAAUGAAAGCAAGACGAAGCGGACAUAUCAUCAACAACAGUAGCCAUCUUGGUAUCGUCGGGGUGCCUUUUAACGAGAGUUACUGUGCAACAAAGUUCGCUAUGGAGGGACUCACGGAAGCUUUAGCUCCAGUCUUACUUCAUUUCAACAUCAGGUGUACCAUACUCGAACCAGGCCCUACGCAGACCCUCGGUCCUGAAAAUGGCACCGCCUUCGUCAACAAAUUCAGUUUAUCAGACGCCGACCAAAAGAGUCAAGAACUUCUGGGAACCUUUGCGGGGAGAAUGUUCUCUAUGUUCGGAAGUACAAUGCAAACUUCUCACCAGGUGGCAGAAUACGUGAAGAAUAUUAUCCUCUGUGAGAAACCACAGUUUCGAUACCAAACAAAUGCAAAAUACAGACCCGAGGAAAUCAAAGUGAAGCUUGCCGAUCCUACAGGAAAUACUUUAGUUGAAAUGGUGAAGAGAGACUUUCUCGACACUGAAUAACUCAUGUUUGUAAAAUGUGAACAAUAUAUAAAAUUCAGCGUACAAAUACACUAUGAAUUUAAUCAGUAGCUUUUUAUCGACUUACUACUCGAGUUUUCGUUGCAGCAUGUUUGUGACUAAUAGGGAGAUCUGUUCACCAGUCUAAUGGUUUUUUUCCCAAUCCCACUUAGCAUUCCUUGCGCAACUAAUAUAGUAAGCCAAACACUGCAACGAUCUUUACAUCCUUUAUGUGAAGCUCUGAAUGUUUUCUGGCAAAGGAUCUAUUUCGUCGCGCGAAGUUUUUUUCGUCGAUUAGUAAAUAGAAAUGUUGCUGGGUUUUUUAGACCGUUUCAUUGCAGUUCUGGGACCUACUUAGGAAAACAACAAAAAGAUGUUAAAUAUACAUAUAUAUAUAUGUGUGUGUGCGUGUGUGUGUGUACACAUAUGAACCGAUGUGUAUCAUACUGACUGAAUCAAAUGUCUUAUCCUCAUUCUGUGUCAGUCAUCAUUACUAUUUCUCCCGGUACCGCUCGGUUUGUCGAGUACAAGCCAGUGCAACGUAGUAGAAGCACAGUUAUGAAAGUAACUCAAGGUCAUUUUAUUACCCGUGUAUCCCUUGCAACUUGUACUCGGAAAGAACAAUUAUAUAUAUUUUUUUGCACGCUUA